AACCCGGACAUCGCCAUCACCGACAACGUGCUGCACUUCAAAGCUCAGGGUCAUGGUGCCAAAGGGGACAACAUCUACGAAUUUCAGAUCGAGUUUCUAGAACCGGUUGAGCCUAAACCUGUAUGCAGGGUGACUCAAAGGCAGCUGAACAUCACUGUGCAGAAAAAAGAGAGUAACUGGUGGGAGAGACUCACCAAGCAAGAGAAGCGUCCGCCCUUCCUAGCUCCUGACUUCGACCGCUGGUUAGAUGAAUCGGAUGCUGAAAUGGAACUGAAGGAGAAGGAAGAAGAAAAGAUUAACAAAAUGAAAAUAGAAUCCAGAGUCCCAAAAGACCCUUUCAAACACCUGAAGAAGGGAUACUUAAUAAUGUAUAAUCUUGUACAGUUUUUGGGAUUCUCCUGGAUUUUCGUGAACAUGACAGUACGACUGUUCAUCUUAGGAAAAGACUCCUUCUAUGACACGUUUCACACUAUUGCUGACAUGAUGUAUUUCUGCCAGACCCUGGCAUUGAUGGAGAUCGUGAAUUCGCUGAUAGGACUGGUCAGGUCACCGCUGAUACCGGCUGUAGUGCAGAUAUUUGGAAGAAACUUUAUUUUGUUUGUUGUCCUUGGAAGCUUGGAGGAAAUGCAGAGCAAACCCGUGGUGUUCUUCAUAUUUUAUUUCUGGAGCAUCACUGAGGUGUUCAGGUAUCCGUAUUACAUGCUUUCCUGCCUCGGUAUUGAAUGGAAACCACUCACCUGGCUCCGUUACACUACCUGGAUCCCCCUCUACCCUUUAGGAGGCUUGGCAGAAGCCGUCUGUAUCGUUCAAUCCAUUCCAAUCUUCAGUGAAACGGGAAAAUUUAGUUUGGGAUUGCCAAAUCCACUGAACGUCACAAUCCAGUUUUCAUUUUUGCUUCAAAUAUACCUUAUAGCCUUGUUUUUAGGGGUGUUUGUAAACUUCCGUCAUCUCUACAAGCAAAGGAAACAGCACCUCGGACCAAAGAAGAGAAAGAUGAAGUGAAGGAGGACUGCAGUGCUCUCCUACCUAACCUGUCUCAGUGACAAGAUAAGCCUCUAAUUCUUAACAGUUUUACCCACUGGAAAGAGUUUUGUAAAAUGAAGUGAUCACGCUAGAUUUCAUGAUUUUGUAGUGAAUUCAGGUAACAUUCCCAUCUGCUGUAUUUUGUUCCCUUUCAAUCACAUAUGCAUGGCAUUUACCACUGAACAGAGACAUCCAAACCUGUAUCCUCUCAACUACCAUGUUAGAAAGAAAUCCUGUGAUCUGCAUAUAAUAUGCUUAUAAACAGUGGAGCAGCACUAAAUAGGAACAGUGAUUAUCUUUUAAUUGGGUAUUUGCUCUUUCAACAUUGCAUGCAGAUAGGGCUUCUGAUGUUGGGAUACACCGUCAGCCCGUGCCGUUCCUAUGGCCUGUGCCAUUCCUAGGGUGCAUCCUGAUGGCAGGAGGAGCACAGUCCGAGACUGCUGUGAGGUGUUUGGGCGUUUAUUAACCAUUGGGGU
Molecule: messenger RNA, 1499 nt
Organism: Eurypyga helias (sunbittern)
Lineage: Eukaryota; Metazoa; Chordata; Aves; Eurypygiformes; Eurypygidae
Gene: HACD3
Product: protein tyrosine phosphatase-like A domain containing 1
Exons: 10
Biological process (GO): very long-chain fatty acid biosynthetic process; fatty acid elongation; sphingolipid biosynthetic process
Cellular component (GO): endoplasmic reticulum membrane
Molecular function (GO): 3-hydroxyacyl-CoA dehydratase activity
Source: RefSeq, a predicted model, not a curated record